GGGGGGGGCUGUACCCUCAACAAAUUUUUAUUUAGAAAUUUUCUUUAAGGAACCACUUUGUAAGAAACCUACAUGUAAAAGGUUGAAAAAAUAGAAAACAAUUAGUACUAGAGACAAAAUCCUUGAGAAACUCGAAGUUUUAUUUCUACAAUUCGAUCAAAAAUGGUCCAAAAGUAAAGGAUUUCAAGAACUUGGCCUUGAGCUAGGUUCCUUACAUGAAAAGCAUUUGAAACGGUUUUGAAAAUUAUUGUGCUGAGGGAAAUUAAAAAGAUGCUCUUUUCAUCCAUGGGCACGUCGGCAGUCACUUGUUUUUGUUCCACAAGUGGAGGAGAGUGACAGCACCACAGGAUUUAGAGAUCCACUCUACCAGGCAUCUGCCAACCACAACAACAGCAUCAGUUUCCUGUUCUUGUUAAGCCGAUAGACCCUCUUUCUUUAGAACCAUAGUCACAAAUCUUGCAAGUAUGGAGCCCCCAGAUGUUGAUGCAUUUGAAAUUCUAGAGAAUGUAAAUGUGAAAGUUGGAACUUGCUCUAUUGAAAAGCUUAUGGGCAUCUUGAAUCCAUGCAUGAGGAAAUUCUAUAUGAAAUACAGAGAAGAUCCAAAUAUAGACUGUAUGACAAAUUUUAACAGUAUGAGGAGUUGUGUUGAGAAUGAAGUGAAGCAGUGUUUUACAGGAACUGAUGCUGAUGAUGAAACAAUUGCCUCAGUUUCACAAGCCAUUGUCAUGGAAAGUUUACCAGAAGAAGACGCAACUAAAUUUUGUGAAAGAAGUGGUAUUGAGCCACCCGUAGAGCCAGGCAGUGACCAGGUUGUCUACUGCAGCAAAGAUUACUACAAUGAAAGCGAAAUCUUGACCAAUGAAUUUAACACUUUGUUUGCAAAAGACCGUGGAAAUCCAUCCUUAUGCAGGCUAUAUGAAGAAUUUGGCAAAAACUUUCUAGAGCUCACCAAAGCAAAAUGCCGUCCGAGUUUUUAUCGUUUUGUGCAAAAACAAAUGCGCUGGGCUGAAUCGAAAUCUUUAAAUCCAUUUUGCAGCGAGGACCAAAUUAAAGAAAAUAGCUAGAUAAUAAGCAGUCGGUAACACUGGCUGGUGGUGGAUGAUGCACCAUUACCGAAGAGCUAAACAAAGAAUCACGGAACGUUAUGAAAAUGAUGUGCUGAGAAAAUGAAAUGGAGAUUUUCUAUACCAAUUGAAACUGGCUCGAAAAUUCCCAUGUUCCUGGCAGAAGAAUAUUCUGAGUUUGUUCACUGAUGGAAAUGUACGUGUUAGCCGUAGUGCGUGAGAAAAAUUUAAUUUACCGAAGGUUGACUUGCGGCAAGAUUUUGUUCCGUGUGUUUUGCUCAGUGUCUUCUUUUCCGAACGUGUGCUGUGUAGGGGCAGCAAUAAAGGGAACCUAAAGUUCUCUUUUUCGCCACUCCUUUACAGUAGGCUUUCAGAAAUGAGGCCUAUGAACAAAACUAAGAACGAUAACAGGUAGGAAGUUCAAAAGAAAGGAGUCUUUUGUGAACUGCUUCUCAUAUCAAGAGCUGGUCUCGAUUAUUUAUCGUUAGCUGUAUAAUAUAUGGAAACCGCCAAAGGUCUUAAAUAUUGAAUUCAUGGCUAACAGAAAUUUAUUAUAUCUCUGUCCAUGUGUUGAGAUAAAAACAUGAAGAUAAAUUUAUUAUUAUUUUAUCUUCUUCAGAACUAGCCUCCUUAUUGUUUAAGUCGAAAGUUUUAUGUUUUUUAUUGUAAUGAAUGAAUCAGUGCUAUCAUUUUAUGAGCCGAAGUUUCAUAAGAUAUUGCUUGGUCACGAUAAGAGUUAAAAACACAGUACAUGUUAUAAGCGCCAUGUAUAUUCCAAACAGUUGAAAGUUUGAGAUGCCCCCGGUGAACAAUACAUUAAAUGGAUGUUUCAAACGUGUUUUAAGUAUUUAUGACAGGGAUUCACAAUAUUGCAUCAGUUUCAGUCCUUAUUCCGCGAGCUUUUUGACAGUUCAAAACGGGGGUGGUUGUUUCGCCCAUUUGAUGUCUUUCUUAUAUUUGCCCCCUUACAGGUACAUUGGUCAAGGAGCCCUUUGCAAUUAAUUUCCUUUCGUUGCUUGAUUGAAAUCUCUAAUUUUUAUAUAUAUUUUUGUCAGAGGUCCUUGUUUUGAUGCUCUUUUUAUUCUUAGGUGAGUUAUAUUUUCAUUAAAUUUUUUAAUUUUCUAAUUCACAAUUAUUAAUAUAUUUAGCGUGAAAUCAAUUGCCUAAUAAGAUUAAUAAUUCAUUGAAACAAAAUUCAAAUUUUGAUUGUCUUGGCAUAUUUAUUUCAUUAUUUUCGUAUCAGUUAGACACACUCAAGAAUACAAUCCUGUUUCGGUAUUGAGUUAAACUACCCAGAAUCCUUUUCUUGGCGUGAUAUCAACUCAGGUCUCAAUCUGCCAAUGGAAAUACAUAGAAUGAAGGCUGCUCUUACUGAUUGGAAAUCAUUUCUUCGAUUUUUCAAACUCUUCAGAUAUUCCUUAGGGUCAUCUUAUUUCGGUCUUGAUUGACCUAUUGAAAUGAAUAUACUAAAAUGCGUACGGUACAAUAUGAUGCUAUAAUAACGACCAAUGUAAGUAAAUUGUACCUGAUUCUCAUGUCUACGUUAAGAACCAAGAAAAGUUUUAAAUUUUUUUAGAUUUUGAAAGUACCCGAAAAAAGAUAGGGGAGAAAAAUAAAUGAAACACGGAUUAAUAAAAAACAUUAACGUUAAAAUAUCAACAGAAAAACUAUCAACUAGAAUGAAAAGUUAAGCAAUUUUGUACAGUUAAGAUAUAGCUUUGUAACAUCUUAUCUUGAUUUUUUCGAAAAUUAAGUGCUUUAACCAAAAUUUGAAAAACCUUACUGGGCUUGUCAAAAUGAGUUUAAAUAGAAUUUAUAAUUGCGUCGAUAUUUUCUCUUUUUCUUAAUAGAAAUUGAUUUUCCAAACGAACAAACUCUGUGAAGUUUUCUUGAUGAUACUUUUUAAAAACAAAUCUGCCCAUACAGUGGCGUACCCAGAGCUGCAGCAGCGGCGGGGUCUAAGGCGGAGCCCCCCUAGAUUUUUUGGACCACGCCCUUCAAACAUUCGCAAAUGCGGGGAAACGCCCUUUUUACAGAAUUUUCCACCAUUAUUUGAUUCAUGUUAGCUACGGUUAAUAGCAAAGUAUUUUACAAUUGUUAUUGACACAAGCAUACAGUAUACUACACCCCCCCCCCCAAUGAGUUUUACAUCGUUUUUGGACAAAUUUCGAGGAUCAUAUUUAGAAAAGUGGGGGGGGGGGUCCGGACCCCUCUAUUCCCCCCCUUGGGUACGUCACUGUGCCCAUACUUUAUUUCUCAUAUCAUCAAAAAAGUACUUUCCAGCUGUUUCUUUGACAAAUAGACCUUGUGUCCCAAGUUUAGGCAAUGGAAAAACCAAACUCGAUCUAUUUGCUUAGCCAAGCUGUUACUCGUUGUAAAACUUAGACAAUGACCGAUUUCUUCGAUCUAAAUCCCAUCUUCAAUUUUUUGUAUGUCUUAUAUGGUUAAGACAUAGAUAUGGUUAAGACAUAGCAACCAAGGUAAAGCUAAGGACACAUUUAAAAGAAUACUAGGCAAAGUUUCUUACAGAAUCAUAUACUACAUUUAUUUUCACUUUUGCCUAAAAUUUUUCUUUAGCUCUGCAGAAAAAUGGGGGCAUGGCCCCCCGGCCCCCUGGUUUCGCCGGCCCUGAUAUCAUCGCAUGAGUAAGUGACUCUGUCCCGCAUGAAGCCUUUACAAUUUUGCGCUGACUCAUAAACAUAUGAAUCAGGCCAAAAACAGUAGCUCAUUAGCUCAAAACUCAAGUCUUUUACUUCCCUAUGUCCAAUAAAGUAGCCUGCAGUUCCAGAUUUAAUUAAUUUUUUCCUAUGUUGUCAAAUUUUAGAAAGCAUUGAAAAAUUUUAUGAGGUCAUCAAUUUUCCAAGCUGCUUGCUUUGAGAAGUCAUAUCUCCUUUUUUCCGAUUUUGCAUAAAAAGCACAAUACUAUCCCGAUGAGACGUUUUCAUGUUUGCAUUCCUUUAUGAUUUCAUCAUUCUUUAAAGAGGAAGAUAGUGCUUGUGGUCCUGAACAUUUUUAGAAAGAGCAAUAAAAUGCGGAAGUGUUUUGAUAUCGCCUUACAUCAUUUUCGCAAAUAGCAAUGUGCAAUGAAACAGUGUCUAUACUGUAAUUUUACAUGCUGCAUGUUAUCAUGUUGACGCUCAUUCAUUUUGGCAGUUAUCACCAAUUUUUGUUUACUUUUUGUCAUGAGCGAGCGCGACUGUUUCCUUGUUCAUGUUUCGAGUGGGGAUUCCCUGACAUAUGAUUUAUCUCAUUGUGGAGAUAAAGUUUCCUAGAAUCGUCAAAAUAAGUAUCCAGGGCCGUUGCAAACUAAAGCGUAUUGGUCAUAUCCAAACAGUGUUGCAUUGCUACCACAAUAGAGAAUUGAAAAGGGCGAGGGCAUAAUAUACCAGCUCCUUUUCUCUUAGCUUUCGCUAGGUUUUGUUUGGACUGUCACAAGACAAUCUGGAAAAAAUACAUUGUUCAAUGUGUCAGAAAGGUUUAAAGUAUAAUAAUCUAAGUAAAACCUAACCCAGAAGUAAUCAUUUUGCACAAUUUGCAAUCACAUUUCACAGUGUGGGCUCUUGGUUCUUUUUAAUAGUUGUUAAUGAUUCGGAAAUAUUCCCUUUGGCCCCUUCUCAUUUAAUGCAUUAAUGUACCGCUCCAAUAUUACACUUCAGCCCCAAACUUUUUUGCAAAGAAAAGGUUUUAUAAAAAAAUAGAAAAAAUGAAAAGAGGAAGAAGAAUAACGCAAUAGGUCCUUUUUUUAAUUUUUCUCCAAAGGAUCGGGUUUUACCCUUCUUGGGCCUCAAAGUUUAGGAAGGCUCGUAAAGUAAUGAAUUCCAUUUUAAGAACUGAAUUUGUCAAACCUUACAAAGUACGCCGUGAAAGUAUUUAAACAAAAAGUUUUCAAAAUUUAUAGUUCUUUUCCUCCUUUAUAUUCCCCGUCUAUUCUUGUGUUUUUGAAUUUGAAUACGGUGAAAAAGAACACACAUUCAGAAGCCAUAUUCAGAAAAUUAUUAAAUAUUCAGAUAUCAUUUUUGAUUUCUGUACCACAAAAUAAUUGUUUGAAAAUGUAUUUUAAGCUAACCUAGAGAGAGUCGCCACGAAAAUUUUCCGCUUGCCUCGCUCGCAGGAGGCACCAAAAACUCCAAAAUCUCUCGGCAGCACUGCCAACGUGUCGAUAGCAUAAACGAGUACCCAAUCACAGAGAUGUAUUUUUAUGCGUUUUUUAAAGGCUAGUAUUUCAAAAGUUGUCAAAUAUUACUGUCAACUCGAGCCAUGCCCCCUACUUUAGUUUUUCGACACCGUCCUUGUAAAUUUCUUCAAAGUUCAUUCGAUUGAACUAGUGUUUAUUGAAGCGACUUCUGUUUCUAUAAACUUUAUUCAAAGAGAAAGUUCUAUAUCAAUAUCAAUCCUCGAUAUUGGUAAGCCACUUAAAACUAAAAGCAAAGCUUGAACUUUAGCAACAAUAUGACUUUCUAUCGAUAUAUGAGAUUUUUGAGUAACCAUUCUGUAUUUGACUCUCACCAGUCACAUAUUGUUUUGGAAAUGAAGAGCAAGAGAAGCUCAGAAUCCCAUCAGAAUCCUAGAUUUUUGAUAAUAUCGAGACUCAGCAAAGAUUCAAGGUAUAAACAAGUGUAUACAUUAAGUACAAAAAUUUACGGUGUGACAAACUUUUGGACAAUCUUUGUUCGAAAAUUUCUUUAGAAUUAUCCGAAAAUUUGUUACGUCGAAUAUUUUUAAUGAGCCACGCAAGCGCAAUGUAUACUGACUGAUGCAAAGCCAUCAGUGUCUGCAUAUUUUAAAAUCUGAAAAUCUUAAAGCAUGAGUGUCUGAAAAUGUUUCUGAAAACAUUCGUUCUUCAAAGCUAAUAGGACCAUCAGUUCUUUCUCAUGGUCUAUCAAAAAUUCACUCUCACAACCUUCUUCUUCUUUCUCCAUCUUAUCUGAAUCAACAGUAUCAAUGCCUUUGAGAAAUGACUGAUCAUAACUUCAGCCAGAAGCGGACCUGAGGCCAUAAUGGAUCUACAGAACCUAAGCCUCCCUCUAUAUGGAGAAAAUGCUAUAGUUAGGUUUAUAAACUAUGUAACAGUUUGUUGUUUUGAAUUAAACAUCCAAAGAUUGGUCAAAAUUUGUCCGAAAAUCUAUUUGUCCGAAAUUUCAAAAAUAGUUGUUCAAAAAUCGUGUCAAAAGUUCGUUUUCAAUUUGAGUAGCUGUGAAAUCUCGUUUCCAGGGCAGCAAAAGAUUUCAGCAAAACCUCCAGUUCUCAUCACCAUUUGCUUGUUUGCUAAUUUUUGAAUAAACAGGGAAAUCCAUUGCCGCUAAACAUCUGCCAGUUUAGAGCGGUGAGAAGAAACACUGCUCUUGCCGUUAGCGCAUUUUUUCGUUUUGAACGAUUGAUAAAAUAACUUCUGUUUCCCCCAAGCUUGUUAGCUUGGAGAGUAAGCAGAAUUGAAGUUGCAAUUGCCGCUAAAGCGCUUUUUAGCAUGUAGAGGGGAACAGAAUAACUAUUAUUGCAGCUAAAAUGCUUUAGAACGAUGCGCAGAAAAACUUGUUUUGCCAAAGAAACGCCUUCCAGUUCAGAGCGAUGCGCAAGAAAAUUAAAAUCUUUUGACUUGGUUUCCUAAAAAGUAUACGGUUCCCAAUUCCGAGAAACUUCCAGGAAUCUUUGCAACUAAAAAGUCUUUUCUAUUAAAGUGAAAAAAAUUCAUAUAAGUUUCAUCAUUUAAUGCUUAGAUGCUCAUUAAAAUUUAAAGCAGUGCAGCGAUCCUACAAUAAAGCUUUGAUUUUGCAAACUUGAUAAUGAAAACUGUUUGCAUUACUUGAUGGCAAGAAAAAGCUUGCCUAUAAGACUAUUUUUUGCUUAGAUACUAGAUGGUGUGUCUCAAGAAUCGAGUUUGGGACCCAUGCCAUUCAUUGAGAAUUUCUUAUGUUCCCUUGUUGACUGCAAUAGGGAUUCUAUGAGACACAAAUGAAUGUAGUAUAUUGUGCGACGUGACUAGCACAAACAGACCGAAAAUUCCUCUGAAAAAACUCUACUUUUUGUGGUAGGAUUCCAUCUGUAAAUCGGAAUCCUGUAUAUAGCUGACUUCGAUUUCAAUCAAUACAAUUUGUUUACAUGCUCGUAUACAGGGCGAUAUAGUACAGGUAGGGUAGCUUUUAUCUUAGAAGCCGUUUUCAUUCUCUCUAUUAUGUUUUUCAUUCAAACAAAUUACAUCCAUGGUCUCUUGAGUUGACAGACAUUGAUUGUAGCAUUGCAGUAUGUAUCUUGUUGCAGUGAGUAGCACUUCCCUCAAAGGUUUUUACCUUGACAACACCCUUACGUCAUUUACAGCUAACAAAUCAUACUGUCUUUUUCUUAACUCAGUUUAACAAGCACACAACUUGAAUCUUACUGGACUCUGUUAUUGCAGUGUGCCAAAUGCUCUAUACGUCAUAAAAAAAUACUAGAACAAAUGCAAUCAAGCUUCAAUAAAUAGUCUUUCUUCUACCAUGGUUGAUUGCUCUUAUUAUUUCAUUAGCUGUUUUGUCUUUCUUUGAGCAUUCGCACCCGUCUACAUUUUGACGUCAUUUCGUUGCGCAAUCUUCUUUAUUCAAACUCUAUUCGAGGAUUUGCUUAUUCUUCUAAUUUUGGUUGCUGAUAAGGAAGAUGUCUUCAAACAUUACUAUUUAUAUUAACAAGUGGGUGUAUGGAAUUUCCCCGUGUUUCCUUAAUUAACGCAGGGUCAUUAAUUGCUGUCAGCGCUAAAUAUUCAUACGUGUAGUGGUUAGGGUAAACAUAGUUGGUUUUGUUGGCCCAGCUUUGCAUUAAAGUUUUCUAAAACACUUGAAGCCUCCAAGAUUUGUUCAGCGAGUAAACAAAUAAUUUUGCCUGCUACACAAGCUCACGAAAAGCUUUGCAUGCAAAUCCAAGUUAUCGUGUUUGAUCUUCGAAUUUGACCUUCUUUGCUAGUGACCAUGUUUUCUUGGCAUCUGCUCCGACAGAAGGGGAAGAUUUAAAAAGGGCACAAACAGUACUUUGACAUCAUAUUCAACACCCUCUAAUGCAGCUUACAGUGCAAGCGCUGCGCAGACAGCAAAAUCUGCUGAUUUGACGUACUUUCAUAAACCGUACUCAAAAAUCAGCCAUUAAGGACAAAGACAUUCGAUUACGUAGGUUUUUAAGCUGAUACGCAGACAAAGCGCUUUUUACUGCCCACAACGGAAAUAAAUACAAUUUUCAUAGUUUAUUGCAUCGCUUUCUGGCAAUCCUUGCUUUUGUCUAUUAAAAUCGAAUCCAAAAUUAAUCCAUCGUUAUCGUCGCCUUGACAGUAAGAAUUUUCUCAAUAAGAUUUUUAAGUAACGACGGGAGUAGUGGAGCUUUUGCAAGACAGCCCUAGGACGGAAUGUUCUGAUCUACACCGAUUUGAUUUUCUGUCCAUUUGAAUUUUAUAUAUAUGCAUAGUUGUCACAGAUAUCAGAAUUCAACAUAACUGGAAUUGCAUGCCACAUUCCCUCUUCUUGCAUCCAGCGCAUCCCAAACACCCCAUAUCCUCCAAAACAUUUUGCCAAAUCUUGGUUGCACUUUUACUGAAUCGCAAAAAUUCUUAAUAGAGAUUUCCAAUGAUUCUUAAUACAUGUUCAGGGCUUACCGAACCUUAGCGGACAUUACCAAAACAGGCAAAGGAUCUUUCGGACUUUCUAUUUUUCAUUAAGGGCGCCCUCGUAAUGGCUGCUGAGAUUGAUGAAAGCAAGAUCAAAUCUUGAUAAUAGGUUAUACGUUAAAGUGAAUUCAAAAUAACAAGGGGACUCUUGCUCAAAAUUUUGCAAAUAAACAGCAACAAAAGUAAUUAGUCACGGCUCGGCAUGAACAUAUGGGACCCAGCCCCCUGAGCCUCCCUUAGGACUACACCCCUGGUCUGAUUGGUUAACGAGGCACAUAUAAAAGAUAUACAUAAGCAGUCAGAAUUGCCUUGUGUGGCACCAGGGCUUGUCAAAGAACUCACAGUGUUUAUUUCCUAAAUAUCCAUUUCAUUACUAUAUUUUUGAAAGUUGAAAUUUUUAGUGUAAUCGUCCUGAUGUGUUUGAACUAUCUACAGUUCUUUCUGAGCUUCCUGAAUUAUGUUUUAUAGCAACAAUUGAAAUUCCUAGAACGUUCACACUAUAAUUCUUUCUUGAAACAUUUAUCAGAUUUCCGAUCGAUUGACCUGUUAUCCCCCGAAUUACAAUUUCAAGUAACUUUGGCCAGUAUAGAAGCAAGAAAUUACAAAUUUAUGAUAUUAUGGAAAAACACGUUUUGUCUUCCCGGCGCAAAGACAUAAAAUUUGAUCUAAUAACCGACAAAUUUUUACACAAUCUGAAAAACACAAUGACUUAAAUACACAUACAAAGCACAAAAUAUAUACAAUAAGAAUAAUAAUAAUUUACAAAAACUAAAAUUUAAUAUAUUUACAAAUACAUUAUACAUUGUCAUAAGCUUUAUAGAGUUUAAAUAUUAUUCCAUUUCAGAAACGACAGAAAAAUAUUUAUUUUUAUAGAAUUUCAUAACUAACUUAUUUGUUCAAUAAUUGGACUCGUAUAUCAUGUCACGCAUUAAAUAUAGCAAAAUAUUUUAAAAUUAAAACUAAAUGCAUUUGUUCAGAUAUGCUUAUUCGGAACUUAAAAAUAUUUGAUUAAAAUAGCCCUAUGCCUUAGGGUGCAAUAGAAAUAAACUAUUUGAAUUUGCACAAAAUUAAACAAAUAUUUUCUAAUAUAGUAACAUAUUUUCUGAUUCUGAAUAUUAUAAAAUACACCAUUCAAAAAUUAGCUGAUACACUACCUAAAAGAUCUGGAAAGUGAAGUUAGUAGGCAGUAUGAAGUCAUUUGCAAUCAAAAUCGAUUUUACGCUAAAAUAAUGUAAAAGAUUUUGUAGCCUAGUUAGUAGUGUCGGAGAACCUUCCACUGCGCAGCAUUUUCCCACAUGUUUUCUUUAGAAAUUUUGUAAAUAUAUAAGGUAUUGUUUAUGUGUCUUUAAUUACAGUUCUGUUUCUCUAGUUUUCGCAGCCAACACAAUCGUUGCUGAGGUAAUGUGUAAACGUGUUGAGCUAAUUGCCAUAUGACUAAUCCCAUUAACAUUAUUCUUAUUCCUGAUUGGUUGUUUAGGUGUAAUUUACUUAAUCCAAAGUUGUUAAUCAGUUGGAUUUGUUGUUGAUCGUAGUUGGUUGUUGAGUUGAUGUAGGAAAGAAUGCACGGUUUUAUCGAUUGAUAAUCUUACGGUUUACCCAGCCUGUUUAUUGAGUUUUUCUCUCAUUACGUGAUAAAGAAUCAAAGAAUGCAUGGGGUGGGAUUCACCUCAUAGUGGUCCACCGAGCUCGAUCGCGUAAGAAUGGCACAGGCUGAAGAUUUGAGUCGGAUGCGGAAAAGACGACGCACAAUUCGUGGAUUGGUAACGAAACUAUUCACAAAGAUUGACGAAGCCCUGGAGGAUGUAGACGGUGGAGAUUUGAGAAAGUUUAAACAAUUUGAGAUCGAUUUGAAGGAGAAGCAAGGCAAGUUGAAAGAGCUCGACGAGAAUAUUUUAGAAAGUUUGUACGAUGCCGAAGAAAAUGAUGAAACGUGCGAUGAAGAAGCUGAAAGUGCCAGCGAGAUUAUGGAGAAAGUAUUAUUCAGAUUGGUUUGCUUGGAGAAAGCAUUAGAUGACCGCUCCAGUUCAAAAGGAUCUACGUCGAUAGAACGAAGCGUUUCUCAAGAAAGUGUACUGUCUAGCGGAUCGAAGUUUGGCGAAGCUCACGCAGCUCAAGCUCUAAACAGCUACAAUGUCCGGGUGAAAUUGCCUAAAAUUAGCCUGCAGAAAUUUUCUGGAAGGGCUCAAGAUUGGCAGGAGUUCUGGGACUCCUUCAAAAGUGCAAUUCAUGAUUCGCCCGCAUUAGCGAAGGUUGACAAAUUCAAAUAUUUGAAGUCGUAUCUUGAGGAGCCAGUGCGGAAAGUCAUUGGAGGCUUGUCAUUAACGGACGCGGAUUACGAUUCUGCCAUAGACAUUUUAAAAAGUCGCUUUGCAAAGCCAACGGUGAUAAAGAGAGCCCAUAUAAAUGAGUUGCUAAACUUGUCGCCUGUUUUCAACGAGAAGAACACCCCAAGAAUGAGACAGCUGCACGAUGAUAUCGAGACCAAUUUUCGCAGCCUCGAGGCUCUGGGUGUUGAUCGUGAUUCCUAUUCAAGCAUUGUUGUUCCGGUUUUGUUGGAGAAGAUUCCAGAGGCUGUGCGGCUAAACAUGUUUAGAUUUGGUAGCAAUCAUUUAGAGUGGAGUAUAGGGGAUUUGUUACACGCGUUUGCUAAGGAGCUGGAGAUAAGAGAAAGCCACGUACCAGUGCUCAAAGGGAUUUCAUAUUCAGCAAAUCCACAACGCGGAGAUCGGCCUAGGCCGCAACAUCACACGGAGAGAGUCAGCACAGCAAGUGCGCUGUUCAUGGGAAAGGACAAUUGUAAUAAAUGCCAGUUCUGUCUAGAAUCGCACGAAGCUGCGAACUGUACGCGAUACGUACACCCUGAAGAACGUAAAAGUGUUUUAAUGAAAUUUUCCAGGUGUUUUUUGUGCCUUAAUAAAGGUCACAGGUCCUUUCAAUGUAAGAGUAAGUUUCGUUGUAGGUAUUGUAAAGGUAGACACCAUUAUUUGCUUUGCCAGGAUAAGGAACCCACCGUUAAGGAAGCCCAACCCAGCAGCAUGCCCCCACCUCUUAAUCCCAAUGCAUCUACUUGGGUAGGAUUAGGCACUACAAGUGCUAGUGGAGCUAAGGAAAGAGUGGCUUUGCAGACAGCACUAGCAGCAGUAGAAGGAAAAGAGGGGAGUAGAGUGAGAGUGCUGUAUGAUUCUGGGAGCCAAAAAACAUUUGUGACUGAGAAGACUGUUGCUAGGCUGAAAUUGAAGCCACUGAGGGAGGAGAAGCUUGGAGUCAAAACAUUUGGGAGUAGUGAGCCAGAAAUUGCGAUGAGAAAGGUGUAUGGUAUCCCAUUAGUUUCAUUGAGUGGUGGUAAGAGCAUUUUAAUUGAAGCCUUUAUGAUUGAUGAAAUCAGCACUGUUGCUAACUACCAUAUCGAUGUUAUUAAUAAUGCAUAUCCACAUUUGAUGAAUAUUGAGUUUUCAGAUUUUUCAGAUGAAGACUACCUUGAGAUCGAUGUCUUGAUCGGUGCCAACUACUUGUGGAGUUUUCAAGAUGGCCAUGUGAUAAGAGGGGGGCAAAAUCAGCCAGUGGCCAUAAAAACAGCUCUUGGUUGGGUAAUUUCUGGACCGUUAGAGGGUAAGAAUUCAGAUCAUUCUUCUUUUGUCAAUUCUGUUUGCCAUGUUAUUGAUCCCUUUCCAUUGCCUGACAAGAAUGCUUCUGAUGUUGAUAAAAAUAUGCAUAAACUUUGGGAUUUAGAUACCUUAGGCAUUCGUGUUGAAGAUGAAGUGCAUAAAUCUGUCAUUGACAAUAUAUCUUUCACAGGUACACGGUAUUCUGUUGGAUUACCUUGGAAAGUAGGGCAUGGUCCUGUGCCUGAUAAUUAUAAUAAUGCAUUUGUUAGGUUAAAGAGUCAGGUUAAGAAGUUGGAAAAAUCCCCACAGGUUUUAGAGGAGUAUCAUAACAUCAUAAAGGAACAGGAGAAAGCAGGUAUAAUUGAGCAGGUUUCUGGCUCUAAUUUAAGCUCUAAGGUGUCAUAUUUACCACAUCGUGCUGUCAUACGUAGUGAUGCAGAAACUACUAAAGUUAGAAUUGUGUAUGAUGCUUCAUGUUCUGAUCGGAAAACAGGUGUUUCGUUGAAUGAUUGCCUUCAUGUGGGACCCCCACUUACCCCUUUGAUGUUUGACAUGCUUAUUAGAUUCCGUGAAAAACCCAUUGUUUUAGUAGGGGACAUUGAGAAGGCAUUUUUGAACAUAGAGGUAGAUCCCAUAGAUCGUGAUGUCCUACGCUUUCUAUGGAUAAAGGAUAUUAAUGCUGAGAAUCCAGAAAUUGUCACCUACAGGUUUAACAGGGUUGUUUUUGGAGUGAAUUCGUCACCAUUUUUGUUAAAUGCUGUACUCCAAUUUCACAUAAAUAGGUACAGGGAAAUAGACCCUAAAUUUGGCGAAUGUAUGUCUAAGGGAUUCUUUGUAGAUGACCUUGUAACUACACACACUGACGUAAAUGAAGCCUUUUCGCUCUUUAUGAAAGCCAAGGAAAGAAUGAGCGAAGGUGGUUUCAAGCUCAGAAAGUGGAAAACAAAUGAUAGGUCACUUGCUUAUAAGAUUAAUGAAGAUGAGAUAGAAAGUAAGACAGGAACUAAGUUGGCCAGAAAUGAAGACAGUUCUAAAACUAAAGUUUUAGGUUUAGCAUGGGAUAAGGAUCAAGACUUACUUGAAUUUAAUCUUGACAAGGUUGCAGAAGGUGAAGGACAGGUUACCAAGAGGUAUAUAUUGAGUAGAAUAGCUGCUUUAUUUGAUCCCUUAGGUUUGAUCAGCCCAGUCACAGUGACAGCCAAAGUCCUUUUCCAGGAUUUAUGUCUUGAAAAGUUAGGAUGGGAUGACCCUUUACCUAAGGACAAGCUUUUAAGAUGGGAGAAGUGGUUGAAAGGUCUCAAAGACAUACAGGUCAUCACAACCCCACGGUGUAUGCUAGAUGGUUUAGAAGGUAAAAUCCUUAAGACAAGUUUGCACGGGUUUGGUGAUGCAAGUAAGAAGGCAUAUUGUGCUACUGUAUAUCUUGUGUGUGAGACAACGGAAGGCAUCUAUUCUAAACUCAUUAGUUCUAAGACAAGGAUAGCACCCCUUAAAAGUUUAACAAUCCCCAGGUUAGAACUGAUGGCUGCUAGAAUUCUGUUUAACCUAAUUGACACUGUUAAAAAGGCACUAAGUUCAGAUACCAAAAUUGAUGAGGUUAAGUACUGGACAGACAGUAUCGCUGUAUUGUAUUGGAUUCAAAAUAAGUGUGAUUGGAAGCCCUUUGUGCAACACAGGGUAAACGAAAUCCUUACGCAAUCUAGGAAGGAAGACUGGGGUCAUGUUGUAGGGCUUGAAAACCCAGCGGACAUAGGGUCAAGGGGAGCCUCUCCGAGUCAGCUUGUUGGAAAUAAUUUAUGGUGGGGAGGUCCUAAUUGGCUAAAGGGAGGAAAAGAAAGUUGGCCUCAGGCUCUUCCUGUAGAAGAAUCUAUUGAAGUAAAGGAGGAAAUGAAAGGGCAGGUUGUUUUAACAUCCACAGUAGAAUCUAUUAACACAGUUGGCUCAGUUAUUGAUAUUAACAGACAUAGUUCUUUGGGCAAACUACUUAGAGUUACUGCCUUUGUAAAGAGAUUUAUUUCAAAUUUAAAGAAAAAGAAAGAGGGGGCAGUAGUUAUCACAGAGAAUUUGGAUGCAGAAGAUAUUCAGAAUGCUGAGAAAGAAUGGAUUAAGGAUGCUCAAGUUUAUUUGAUGGGACAGUCUGAGUAUCUCAAGUAUAAAGAACAAUUGGGUGUAGUAAGUAAUGGGGAGUUUUUGGUAUGCCAGGGGAGAAUGGAAUUUUCUGAUUUAGUUGAAACAGCUAAGAAACCUAUUUUGUUACCCAAAGGGCACAAAUUUACUGAUUUUGUCAUUUCUGAUUGUCAUGAAAGGGUCCAUCAUUGUAAAGAGAAGUCUACACUUGCAGAGCUACGUACAAGGUUUUGGAUCCCUAAAGGUAGACAGUAUGUAAAAAGGGUAAUCAGAAAUUGCUUUAUCUGUAAAAGGUUGGAAGGUAGGCCAUUCAAUGCACCUCAAAUUGCUCCAUUGCCCAGCUUUAGGGUUACAGAGGCCCCACCCUUUAGCAGAAUUGGGGUUGAUUUUGCUGGUCCUUUGUUUUGCAAGACUUCAAAUAACAAGACCAUGAAGGUAUACAUUGUCUUGUAUACAUGUUGUGUAACACGCGCCAUUCACUUGGAUUUGGUACAUAGUCUAGAUGCAUUAACUUUUUUAAACUCUUUCAGGCGUUUUACUUCAAGGCGAGGUACACCAACUUUAGUUGUAUCAGACAAUGCAAAGAACUUUAAAGCUACCGCCUCAUUGUUGAGAAAAUUUUUUAUGAGUGACAGUGUAACUAACUUUAUGAGAUCAAGAAGAAUCUCAUGGAGAUUUAAUCUCCCAAGGUGCCCCUGGGCAGGGGGUAUGUUCGAGCGGAUGGUACAAAGUGUAAAAAGGUGUUUAAGAAAGGUCUUAGGAAAUGCAAGACUAACUUCUGAAGAGCUGCAUACAGUUAUUGUUGAGAUUGAAUGUACUCUCAAUUCCAGGCCACUCACUUACCAAUAUGAAACUGAGGAAGUGUUAACCCCAUCACAUUUAUUGUAUGGACAUAGGUUGUCACCUUUUGCCUUGCAAAUGUCUUUAGACAUUCCUAACUCUGAAAUUAAUAAUUCUAAACUAAUUAAACGGUUUUUAUUUCUGCAGAAGAAGCUUGCCCAUUUUUGGAAUCGAUGGAAAUCAGAGUAUCUUGCUGACUUAAGAGAACAGCAUAAGCUGAGCAAGACUUAUUCAAACUCUAUUUCAGAGGGUGAUUUUGUUCUAGUGCAGGAUGAGCAGACAAAGCGUGGACAAUGGAAAGAUUUUUCAGAUGAAGACUACCUUGAGAUUGAUGUCUUGAUCGGUGCCAACUACUUGUGGAGUUUUCAAGAUGGCCAUGUGAUAAGAGGGGGGCAAAAUCAGCCAGUGGCCAUAAAAACAGCUCUUGGUUGGGUAAUUUCUGGACCGUUAGAUGGUAAGAAUUCAGAUCAUUCUUCUUUUGUCAAUUCUGUUUGCCAUGUUAUUGAUCCCUUUCCAUUGCCUGACAAGAAUGCUUCUGAUGUUGAUAAAAAUAUGCAUAAACUUUGGGAUUUAGAUACCUUAGGCAUUCGUGUUGAAGAUGAAGUGCAUAAAUCUGUCAUUGACAAUAUAUCUUUCACAGGUACACGGUAUUCUGUUGGAUUACCUUGGAAAGUAGGGCAUGGUCCUGUGCCUGAUAAUUAUAAUAAUGCAUUUGUUAGGUUAAAGAGUCAGGUUAAGAAGUUGGAAAAAUCCCCACAGGUUUUAGAGGAGUAUCAUAACAUCAUAAAGGAACAGGAGAAAGCAGGUAUAAUUGAGCAGGUUUCUGGCUCUAAUUUAAGCUCUAAGGUGUCAUAUUUACCACAUCGUGCUGUCAUACGUAGUGAUGCAGAAACUACUAAAGUUAGAAUUGUGUAUGAUGCUUCAUGUUCUGAUCGGAAAACAGGUGUUUCGUUGAAUGAUUGCCUUCAUGUGGGACCCCCACUUACCCCUUUGAUGUUUGACAUGCUUAUUAGAUUCCGUGAAAAGCCCAUUGUUUUAGUAGGGGAUAUUGAGAAGGCAUUUUUGAACAUAGAGGUAGAUCUCACUGAUUGUGAUGUCCUACGCUUUCUAUGGAUAAAGGAUAUUAAUGCAGAGAAUCCAGAAAUUGUCACCUACAGGUUUAACAGGGUUGUUUUUGGAGUGAAUUCGUCACCAUUUUUGUUAAAUGCUGUACUCCAAUUUCACAUAAAUAGGUACAGGGAAAUAGACCCUAAAUUUGGCGAAUGUAUGUCUAAGGGAUUCUUUGUAGAUGACCUUGUAACUACACACACUGACGUAAAUGAAGCCUUUUCGCUCUUUAUGAAAGCCAAGGAAAGAAUGAGCGAAGGUGGUUUCAAGCUCAGAAAGUGGAAAACGAAUGAUAGGUCACUUGCUUAUAAGAUUAAUGAAGAUGAGAUAGAAAGUAAGACAGGAACUAAGUUGGCCAGAAAUGAAGACAGUUCUAAAACUAAAGUUUUAGGUUUAGCAUGGGAUAAGGAUCAAGACUUACUUGAAUUUAAUCUUGACAAGGUUGCAGAAGGUGAAGGACAGGUUACCAAGAGGUAUAUAUUGAGUAGAAUAGCUGCUUUAUUUGAUCCCUUAGGUUUGAUCAGCCCAGUCACAGUGACAGCCAAAGUCCUUUUCCAGGAUUUAUGUCUUGAAAAGUUAGGAUGGGAUGACCCUUUACCUAAGGACAAGCUUUUAAGAUGGGAGAAGUGGUUGAAAGGUCUCAAAGACAUACAGGUCAUUACAACCCCACGGUGUAUGCUAGAUGGUUUAGAAGGUCAAAUCCUUAAGACAAGUUUGCACGGGUUUGGUGAUGCAAGUAAAAAGGCAUAUUGUGCUACUGUAUAUCUUGUGUGUGAGACAACGGAAGGCAUCUAUUCUAAACUCAUUAGUUCUAAGACAAGGAUAGCACCCCUUAAAAGUUUAACAAUUCCCAGGUUAGAACUGAUGGCUGCUAGAAUUCUGGUUAACCUAAUUGACACUGUUAAAAAUGCACUUAGUUCAGAUACCAAAAUUGAUGAGGUUAAGUACUGGACAGACAGUAUCGCUGUGUUGUAUUGGAUUCAAAAUAAGUGUGAUUGGAAGCCCUUUGUGCAACACAGGGUAAACGAAAUCCUUACGCAAUCUAGGAAGGAAGACUGGGGUCAUGUUGUAGGGCUUGAAAACCCAGCGGACAUAGGGUCAAGGGGAGCCUCUCCGAGUCAGCUUGUUGGAAAUAAUUUAUGGUGGGGAGGUCCUAAUUGGCUAAAGGGAGGAAAAGAAAGUUGGCCUCAGGCUCUUCCUGUAGAAGAAUCUAUUGAAGUAAAGGAGGAAAUGAAAGGGCAGGUUGUUUUAACAUCCACAGUAGAAUCUAUUAACACAGUUGGCUCAGUUAUUGAUAUUAACAGACAUAGUUCUUUGGGCAAACUACUUAGAGUUACUGCCUUUGUAAAGAGAUUUAUUUCAAAUUUAAAGAAAAAGAAAGAGGGGGCAGUAGUUAUCACAGAGAAUUUGGAUGCAGAAGAUAUUCAGAAUGCUGAGAAAGAAUGGAUUAAGGAUGCUCAAGUUUAUUUGAUGGGACAGUCUGAGUAUCUCAAGUAUAAAGAACAAUUGGGUGUAGUAAGUAAUGGGGAGUUUUUGGUAUGCCAGGGGAGAAUGGAAUUUUCUGAUUUAGUUGAAACAGCUAAGAAACCUAUUUUGUUACCCAAAGGGCACAAAUUUACUGAUUUUGUCAUUUCUGAUUGUCAUGAAAGGGUCCAUCAUUGUAAAGAGAAGUCUACACUUGCAGAGCUACGUACAAGGUUUUGGAUCCCUAAAGGUAGACAGUAUGUAAAAAGGGUAAUCAGAAAUUGCUUUAUCUGUAAAAGGUUGGAAGGUAGGCCAUUCAAUGCACCUCAAAUUGCUCCAUUGCCCAGCUUUAGGGUUACAGAGGCCCCACCCUUUAGCAGAAUUGGGGUUGAUUUUGCUGGUCCUUUGUUUUGCAAGACUUCAAAUAACAAGACCAUGAAGGUAUACAUUGUCUUGUAUACAUGUUGUGUAACACGCGCCAUUCACUUGGAUUUGGUACAUAGUCUAGAUGCAUUAACUUUUUUAAACUCUUUCAGGCGUUUUACUUCAAGGCGAGGUACACCAACUUUAGUUGUAUCAGACAAUGCAAAGAACUUUAAAGCUACCGCCUCAUUGUUGAGAAAAUUUUUUAUGAGUGACAGUGUAACUAACUUUAUGAGAUCAAGAAGAAUCUCAUGGAGAUUUAAUCUCCCAAGGUGCCCCUGGGCAGGGGGUAUGUUCGAGCGGAUGGUACAAAGUGUAAAAAGGUGUUUAAGAAAGGUCUUAGGAAAUGCAAGACUAACUUCUGAAGAGCUGCAUACAGUUAUUGUUGAGAUUGAAUGUACUCUCAAUUCCAGGCCACUCACUUACCAAUAUGAAACUGAGGAAGUGUUAACCCCAUCACAUUUAUUGUAUGGACAUAGGUUGUCACCUUUUGCCUUGCAAAUGUCUUUAGACAUUCCUAACUCUGAAAUUAAUAAUUCUAAACUAAUUAAACGGUUUUUAUUUCUGCAGAAGAAGCUUGCCCAUUUUUGGAAUCGAUGGAAAUCAGAGUAUCUUGCUGACUUAAGAGAACAGCAUAAGCUGAGCAAGACUUAUUCAAACUCUAUUUCAGAGGGUGAUUUUGUUCUAGUGCAGGAUGAGCAGACAAAGCGUGGACAAUGGAAAAUGGGAAUCAUUCAGAGUUUUAUUAAAGGCAGAGAUGGAAACAUUAGAGGGGUAAACAUUCGUAUGAGUGGUAAGGGUAAGUCACACCUUUGUACAAGACCUUUACAAAAAGUUUUUCCUUUGGAAAUCUCAUGUAGCAAGGAUACUGACAAAAAAGAGGGUAAAGCUGAGAACAAGGAUGUGGACAAAGAAGUGAGAGAGGAAGGUACUGAAGGAAAUGUGGCUGAAGAGAAUAUUGAUUUGGAGAAUGUGAGAAAUCGGGGGGUAUACCCUAAACGUGCUGCAGCCAGGGAUGCACAGUGGAAGACAAGACUUAUGCUUGAUCAGUGGUGAUCAAGGAGGGGGGUGUGUCGGAGAACCUUCCACUGCGCAGCAUUUUCCCACAUGUUUUCUUUAGAAAUUUUGUAAAUAUAUAAGGUAUUGUUUAUGUGUCAUUAAUUACAGUUCUGUUUCUCUAGUUUUCGCAGCCAACACAAUCGUUGCUGAGGUAAUGUGUAAACGUGUUGAGCUAAUUGCCAUAUGACUAAUCCCAUUAACCUUAUUCUUAUUCCUGAUUGGUUGUUUAGGUGUAAUUUACUUAAUCCAAAGUUGUUAAUCAGUUGGAUUUGUUGUUGAUCGUAGUUGGUUGUUGAGUUGAUGUAGGAAAGAAUGCACGGUUUUAUCGAUUGAUAAUCUUACGGUUUACCCAGCCUGUUUAUUGAGUUUUUCUCUCAUUACGUGAUAAAGAAUCAAAGAAUGCAUGGGGUGGGAUUCACCUCAAGUAGCAAGGCGUUUAUCAAAAACAACGUGAAUGCUGAUGGAGGGGGGCGGUGUGCAAAAUACACGACUGGGCUCCAUAUGUUAUAAAGGGGAAGCCCCUUAGUCAACAGCAUCCGUGUCCGGAGCUGCCUUUCCUAACCCCUUACAAUAAAGAGCUCGUACUUCUACCUCGUGAAUUACCGCAGAUAUGUCCAUUGUUUGUAUUUUUGUUUCCAACUUUAAAGCCAAAGAACGUUUUCGGUUCCCCCAUCUUCCUUCCACUGUUAAAAUCGGGACUGUUCAGAAAUGCUAAAUUGUCAAACCGUUUCCACAAGGUGUAAAACGCAUCUUCAACAUUUAAACCAGUUUUUGCUGAAACCUCCAUGAAAGGGGCUUUUGCUUCAACAGCCAAUUGAAGUCCUUUUUCGAAUGAAACUUUCCUGUCUUCCACUUUAUCAGCUUUGUUUCCAACAAUCACGAUCGGAAUUCGCUCGCCAUCCUUGAUUUGACACACCUCAUUUACUAGUCUAUGUGCACACUCGAAAGACUUUUCAGAAUCUACUGAGUACACGAUUAAAAACGCAUCAGCACUUGAUAUCGUCACGCGAUGCA
This is a messenger RNA of Rhopilema esculentum, 20324 nucleotides long. Lineage: Eukaryota; Metazoa; Cnidaria; Scyphozoa; Rhizostomeae; Rhizostomatidae. The record is from RefSeq and is a predicted model, not a curated record.